Messenger RNA from Brassica rapa (field mustard), 3660 nucleotides. Its product is annotated as NAC domain-containing protein 96. Gene Ontology annotation, biological process: regulation of DNA-templated transcription. Gene Ontology annotation, molecular function: DNA binding. Lineage: Eukaryota; Viridiplantae; Streptophyta; Magnoliopsida; Brassicales; Brassicaceae. The record is from RefSeq and is a predicted model, not a curated record.
AUUAUGAAUAUUACAAUUACAUCAAAUUGCAUCAAGUUAUAAAAUUAUAAAUAUAAUAUUACAUAAAUAUAAAAAAUUAUUAUCAAACAUAUAUAUUAUAAUAUAAUAUAUUCUCCUCUAAAUAUAUUUUACAAAACAUAAAAAUACAAAUGGACAUUUUAUAAAAUCAGUGGUUUAUAAAUUUACAUUAAACGCAAGUUAAAUCUAAUAUCCGCGCGGGAGCGCGGAUCAAGAUCUAGUAUAUAUUUAAAAUAUUUAGUAUCUUACAAAUGUUGAAUGAGUUGAUACAGAUAAAUUAUAUUUUUUUGGACAAACAUAUUUUUUUUGGACAAACAGAUAAAUAUAUUCACAUUGUAUAUAUAUAUAUAUACGAUUGAACAUAUACAUGAAGCAAAAAGUAAAAAAAUGAAGCACCGCUAGAGAUGCUCUUAACGUUACCAUGGGUUAUUAAGUUAAAGUGAACGUCUGUGAAUAAAGUAGUAGGGGGAAUAUUCCCAAUCUACCAAAAUGACAACUGACAAGGUACAUUUGUAUAGAAUAUAACCAAACCUCUGUUACCGUCAACUGAAGUCAUUCUUUUGUACUUUAUUACACUAGCUAGGCCACUGGCUGUCAUUAACUUCAGACUACAUUUUUAGCAAAAAAAAAGAACUUCAGACUACAUUUCCAUAAUUGGCCAGUGAUAAUCGUAUCUCUCUAGUCGCCCAUUUUGCCUACUGCUAUGGAAAAUUAUAUUGGUUGGUCCUACUAAAUGGGAACUCGAUCAGGUAAUGCAAUUUUAAGUAUAUGUAUACAUUUAGGAUGUUCUAAGAAUGUGUACAAAGAUUAUAAGACAUACAAAAAUAUUUGAAGACUUCAUUUACUUAUAAAACUUAGAAAUCUGUUACCAAAAAUGGUAGAGAUCUGUUACGGUCAUUCAAUGAUAUCGCACCAAAAGCACCUUAGGCCUUCUUGCUCGAUAGCACUCAAAACAUAGUGAACGUUGUCACUUUUUCUCUUCAAUAUUUGAUGCCUUUCUAAUACUAACUGCAUUAAAUGUCUUGUUUCAUGUCGUUCAUGAUUAAGUCACUUUUCAUAUUCAUGACUAGUAGACUAGCUUGGUUUUUAAAUAUUCACUUAUCUCCACUUUCCAUAAUUAGGAUAGAAUCAAGAGUUCUUGUUAGGUAAUUAAAGGUUCAGAUAUAACCUUGGUUCCCGUUUAAAUUCUAGAUUUCUGUUCCAGCUCUGCACAACUUCAAUUCAAACCUCUUUGGGAAAGUCAUGCUUCAACAAUUUCCACCGUUGCCGGAAAUGAAAAUUUUCUAUUUUUAUACUAGUUCUUUUUUGUUAAAGAACUUUAUAUCUUAUAAUAGUUGUAUGACAACUUCUUAGUUUUUGUUUCCAAAAAAAUAUUCAAAGUGACUCUUUGGUACUUCUUAAGGAACAAAUAAAUUAAUUAGAAGCUGAAAAUAUGUUUUGGUCCGAUUAGAGUAGCCGCUGGGCCACCUGCUUGUUCCGACUACUCGUGGUUUUCAUUUUCACUUUCUCCUUCUUUAUGACAUAAAAGUGAUUAGUUGCACUAAAAAGUUCGCUGUCCUACGCAUGGUGACGUGUAGUAAUAUUUAAAACUCAAUAUUACAGUAAUAUAUGGCUUGGAUACUUUUUUAACUCAUUUAAAGGUAAAAGUUGUACACAAUAUAUGGUAUUUGCUGAUUAAAAAUAUAUUAAAUCUAUUAAUUUGAUACAAAAAAAACCAAAACGACAUACUACAUCAUACACAUUAGUUGUAUAACGUCAAAUUAAAAUGAUAAGCCUAACAAACAAGAUUAUAAGGCUUUAUAAGCCAAUACAUAUAUAAGUUUGAACAAAAGAAAGCCAAUAUGAAUGAGUUGUUAAUUGCUUGCGCCUAAGUGUGAACAAGUCUAGAUGGGUAUAUUUACUUUGUUUUCUUUUCUUCUGUAGAACACUUCAGACAAGUUAUGUCUUAGUCACUUUAUCGGUCUCCCAUAGUUUUGUAACAAAUAAAAGCCGCAUUCUAAAAACUUUUCUAAUCCCAACAAAAAUCUAUUUAUUAUUCAAUGCUCUACCAACUUUGUUCUAUAUAUAUUCAGGACUCCAUAACCAUUCAACACUCUACCAACCUUAUAUCUCUAAUCACUCUCUUAAUCAUUCACAAAUCACUUUUGAAGCUUUCACACCACUAUUUCUUUCUUGGAAAAUCCUCUCUCAAUUUCCCUUCUUCGGACAAUGUUCUUGUCACACAGAGAAUGCCAUCGACUUGAGUUGCAAUCUCUCCUAAACAACAAAACGAGCGUUGAGAAGCGUUUCUAUUUCUGGAUUUUUCAAAUAUUAACAGUUGUAGCUUCGUGAUCGUGACUUCAAUUGUAAUAUCUCUUUCUGAAUUUUAAAUAUUUACGUGGGUCAAGAUUUUAGCCGUUUCUUGUGUACAAAGUCACUUAGUGUCAGAGUUAUUGCAAAUGGGAAGUUCAAGUUUACCUCCAGGAUUCCGGUUCCAUCCUACUGAUGAAGAACUCAUCGACUAUUACUUGAAAAGAAAAGUGGAAGGCCUCGAAAUCGAGCUUGAAGUCAUCCCCGUUAUUGAUCUUUAUAAAUUUGAUCCGUGGGAGUUACCAGACAAGUCUUUUCUCCCAAACCGGGACAUGGAAUGGUUCUUCUUCUGUUCAAGGGACAAAAAAUAUCCUAAUGGUUUGCGUACAAACCGAGGAACAAAGGCGGGUUACUGGAAAGCAACCGGAAAAGACCGGAAAAUUACAUGUCGUUCAUCUUCUACGGUCGGUUAUAGAAAAACCCUAGUUUUCUAUAAAGGUCGUGCUCCGUUAGGCGAUAGAACUAGUUGGCUCAUGCAUGAAUAUCGACUAUGCGAUGAUGAGAGUUCAUCACAAGGUUCACAAUAUUUCAAGGGAGCUUUUGUGUUAUGCCGUGUGGCUAAGAAGAACGAGAACAAGAGUAACUCAAAAAUUCAAAGAAACCUAAGUGAACAAACACUUGGAUCAGGAGAAAGUUCGGGUUAUUCAAGUCGUGUGACUUCACCUAGUCGUGAUGGAAGGGUGCCGUUUCACUCAUUUGUCAAUCCGGUUUCUACAGAAACCGACUCUUCCAACAUUUGGAUUUCACCUGAUUUCAUUCUUGAUUCUUCAAAAGACUAUCCUCAAAUCCAAGAUGUUGCACCUGAGUACUUUCAAGACUUUGAUUUUCCGGUUUUCGGUAAUCAAGACGUUGAUGUUCGAGCGAGUACCUUGAAUGCAAAUGUAGAUCAGAGCAUAGACGAAUCUAUGCAAACUGGUUACUGGACAAAUUGUUGGUACGAUCAAACCGGUUUAUUUGAUUAAUCCGAUUUCUCCUAGCUAGACGGACUUUCGUUGAGGUCGGUCUCUCUUUUAAGACAAAAACAACUUUUAUCGUUCGAGUCAUCUAAAUUUUAGCACUGGUCUAUCGAUUGUUUAAUUAUUCUGUUUCAUUACAAUUAAUAUUAUGGAUUUACUAUAUAUAUUAAUAUUAUAGGUACGUAUUUGAAGAUAUAUGUUGUUUUCUUUGUGGAAUUUCUUUUUCUUCAGUAGGACUGUGUAUUAUUGUCAUCUUAUGUAUGCAACGAUCUCUCAGUGUUACGAUGAUGAUUAGUUGUACCACGCACUAUAUAAAGAAAUUUUUUUCUUGACGUCA